Messenger RNA from Protobothrops mucrosquamatus (brown spotted pit viper), 2104 nucleotides. RefSeq names its product mixed lineage kinase domain like pseudokinase (gene MLKL). The transcript is spliced from 10 exons. Gene Ontology annotation, molecular function: ATP binding; protein kinase activity. The record is from RefSeq and is a predicted model, not a curated record. Gene Ontology annotation, biological process: cell surface receptor signaling pathway; protein phosphorylation. Lineage: Eukaryota; Metazoa; Chordata; Lepidosauria; Squamata; Viperidae. Bases 22 to 1371 code for a protein of 449 amino acids.
GCCACCUUAGAGACACGAGCCAUGGACAUCAUGGAGCGCAUUCUAGCCGUUGCGAAAAUCAUCUAUGGUCAAUAUCAGCAGAUGAAGUACUGCAAGAAGCAGAAAGAGCGCCUUGUCAAGCGCAUGGAGACCCUCCUGAGACCUAUUGAGCUCCUCCAGGCUCAGUCCAUCAGCAAACUGUCCUCCAGUCUGAAAUGGAUGCUGCAGAACAUGUUGGACCUUUUGCUUGAAGCCCAGGAGCUUUUUGAGAAGCACAAUAGCCAUAACAUGCUGGAGAGGUUUAUGAAGGCUGGUGAGAUGCUGGAAGAGUUUGCAGAUCUGAACGAGCGCUUUGGUGACAUGGGUCAAGGACUUUUGCUGCAGCUGCAGGUGGAGCAGAAGGUGCUAGUAAGCUUUGAGAAGUGUGUGGUGAGCAAGGAAUGCUGCCAAGAUCUAGCGGAAGACAAAGUUUGUUGGAAGGAGAUGGCCAAAGGGCAGCAGGAAGGAGCUCAUACAGAAAUCACAGAGAUAAACAAGCACUUUUUAACAAAGAUGACCUUUCUGUUGGAGAUGAAAGAUCACAUCCUGUACAAAGGAGAAUAUUACAGAAGUCCGGUGGCCGUCAAAGUCUUCAAAAACCCCGUGACCAUCAACACAAAGAAGGUGAGGCAGAUCUUUGAGGAGGAGAUCAGGACGCUGAAGAGGCUGGAGUCCUCCUACAUCGUGCGCUUGUACGGGAUCUGCAUUGACGAAAGCGGGCUGGUCCCCCAGUUCUCCAUCGUCACCGAGUUCUGUGAAAAAGGCACCCUGAGGGAAGUGUUGAGAAAGGAACAAGACCUGCCCUGGAAGGUUCGCAGCGACAUGGCUUCGGAUGCGGCCGCUGGGCUGUACAGGUUGCACCAGACAGGAGACAAAUGCCAACUGCAUCAUUGCAUCAACAGUUCCAAAUUCUUGGUUGCCAAGGGCUACUGCGUAAAGUUGUCAGGAUUUAAACUGGACCAAACAGAAUCGUCCAUCAGUCGAAAAAGCAAGGACAAAGUCUCCAGGGAGGUCUCUUCUUUAGCCUACAUCUGCCCAGAGGGCCUGGCCUCUUUACAUCAUCCAUACAACUUGGCUAGCGAAAUAUACAGCUUCGGGAUCGUGCUGUGGGAGAUCGCAACUGGGAAGCUGCCCUUUACAGGUUGCAACUCUCAAGAAAUCUAUAAGAAGGUUUAUAAGAAAAAGGUACAGGAGCCUUUAGGAGAAGAUUGUCCACCCUAUUUACAGAAAAUCAUCAACCAGUGUCGGAGUUAUGACCCUUCCAAGCGCCCAACUACUGAAGUUAUUGUGAACCAGCUCCUCAUCGACCAGGAUGACAGCAGUAACAAUGAUUUCAUGAAUGGAAGUCAGUGAUCGUGGAAGACGUCUUCUAUCACCUGAACCUUCUCUUUUUUCCCCCACGUUUCAAUAUUCUUUGGCUCAGUCUGAUCUUUGAACCACUAGCCAGCUUGGCCAAUAACCCAAACCUUCUAUUGGCUCUGCAAAAUGUGGUGGGUUCGGGGUAGCAAAUAAGGAGACCCUCUCCCCCAGAUGUUGAAUGGCAAUGUCAGACCUGCCUCAACCUGGACUUCUAAGUAAAACCGCUCCUUAAGUCCUUUGGUUGAGAAAGGUGUAGCUUACUAGAAGUCAAGUGAAUUGCACUUGUGUAAAGCCAGAACGGAGAGUUCACGCCGACUUUUGUUAGCUAAUUUUCCUCCCUUGUCCCCUUCCCAUUGUGUGUAAGUCGAGGACUCCCUGUAUCACAUUGCUCCCUCUUUGUGGAUCCUCCCCAGAAAUUACUAGCCCAGCUCAGCACCAAAUGUCCUGAUUGCUGAUUUUUCUAGCUCAGAUUGCUUCUGUCAGACCAAUCAGAUUCUCCUUCAAUGAUUACAGCCAAAAAUUGUCCCAUAUUUUAUACCAUUUGCCAUAAUUUGACUUCAAACACCUCCCAAGUAUUUUGUGUUUGGAAACAUUUCAAAUGCAGCUGUCCAUUUUGUUUCUACUUUAAUGGUUUAUAUCUUUACUGUCAACUGAAUCUUAUUUUUGUCUUAAUGUCACUGGCUGCCAGAAUCUUUCACAAUAUAGUCGUUAUAAAGAUAGUCCUCGA